AUGGAGGUCAAAAACUAUGAGGGAGGCUCCAAACUUAUUAAUGUUGAAGAAAUGCGUAACGAACUUAUCGAUUUGAGGAAGGCUACCUUUGAUCGGCUCCAACUGCAGCGGUCAAGAUCAGCCACUUCAAAAGGGAAAACUAAAAUACCCGACGAUCUCAAACCCUCUUCAGAGUUUUUCUGCGAUCCAACUCUGUUUUCACUCUUACGAGUCUAUCAUGAGAGCCAAGGUCCACCUCCACGCGAUAAAAAGAAAUCAAGGUCCGCGUCCGUCAAAGACGACGCUAAAGAGGAAACAAGUAUAGAUGUCAAUCCAGAAACAGAUACAAAGAAGAAAAGCAUACGAAAAUCGCAAGCAAAGGAUGUUAUGCCUGGAAGAUUGCUAGACGAAGAAGAUGAAGUCAAAGACAUUCAAGAUCCGCAUGUGCCGAAAAAACGACAAUACCUCGCCAGCAAUAGGAUGCCGGCUAUCCUAUUCAACGCAAAAAAAGCCAGGCUACAGUCCAAUGAAAGUGAUAAUCACAGCAAUGAAUCUGCAAGUGUAAACGAUGCCGACAUGCCUAGCAACAUACUUGAAAACUCCCCAUAUCCAUUAAGUGAACUUGAUUCUGAAAGCGUCACUCCUUUGAAUGUAGAAAUAGAAUCCCCAAGUGCAUCGGCAACCCCAUUGGCUUUACCACCGACCUCUUCCAGACCCAUUACAUAUGUGGCUCCAGCCGACACUCCGAAUCAAGAUGAUGACCGCACUACUAGUGAGGAUGAAUCUGAAAUUGAGCAGGAGGAAGUAAAUGAAGGUGAUCAAUCGGACGGAGAGGCAGAAGGCAAUAGUCUGGAAGCUCCACCAGACGACCCUCGUAUUGCCAAAACGACACUAGAAACACGGUAUCUGGAAAUGGCAAAUCUACUGGACACCAGCGUACUGACGACUUUGAACCCUUCCAACAGAUUAAGUGUGAGUGGAUCACAAGCACUACAACCAAAUUUUCUGCUUGCGGAUGAGGGCGGGGCGCUAUCGACCAAAGUGAGCAAAAAGCUUGUCAAAGUGAGAGAUAAUGAAAUAGUUCUCUCUGUGGCCAUAUACCAAGAAAAGCGCCCAUCUCGCAAGCUACAAGAAUUCAACGUGCUAGGAUCACAAACACUUGCCACGCUACGAGAUGCCAUAACGUGUGGUUCUGACAUAUGGAUGGAUUCACCCAGUCAAGCGAGCCAGGCCAGUCAGGUACGCCAAGCUCGUGCAGCAGGUCUGCAGAAUGAACCAAGAGAUACCGGAUUGACCAUGACGGAGGUAGUGCGGCAAAGGGCUAAAAAAAGACAAUAUCCAAGCUACUUCUUCAUCAACAAAUGCUUCUAUUCCGAUACUCGUCAUCCUGAAGUCAAAAAUCGUGUUGAUGAUCCUUUUUUUGUGCGCAGCGAUAUUAUCAAGUGGAUUAAUGAGAAUGAACGAUACAAGCAGCGACACUUGGCGGGUAUUUCCAAGCAAAAUAUGCAAUCGGUCAAGUUUCAAGAUUUGGAGAUACAGUUGAAUUAUCCUUACUUGUUCUGUCAUCAAGAUGUUUGCAAACACAUUCUCGUUUUUAAAGACAUAUGGUUACAUGGGCAACGAGACGAAAUAGAUGCCGCAGCGUAUCCUCUUUUAACUUACCAAUGUAGAAUGGCUAGAAGCAAAUGCCACAUGUGCCAGUACUGGCCCGCCGAUCGAUGUUAUGUGCCAUUUCACUAUGACAAACAAGGGAAAAAACUGUGGGACCACGAAGUUCGCACCUACGCACUGUAA
Umbelopsis ramanniana AG is the source of this 1773-nucleotide messenger RNA. RefSeq lists its product as uncharacterized. Bases 1 to 1773 code for a protein of 590 amino acids. Lineage: Eukaryota; Fungi; Mucoromycota; Umbelopsidomycetes; Umbelopsidales; Umbelopsidaceae. The transcript is spliced from 7 exons. Gene Ontology annotation, biological process: snRNA transcription by RNA polymerase III; snRNA transcription by RNA polymerase II. Gene Ontology annotation, cellular component: snRNA-activating protein complex. The record is from RefSeq and is a predicted model, not a curated record. Gene Ontology annotation, molecular function: bent DNA binding; RNA polymerase II cis-regulatory region sequence-specific DNA binding; core promoter sequence-specific DNA binding.